CAUGAAGGUUCCUAAGAUACACCAACAAAAGGAGAUCUUUAAAACCACGAAUAUCUUAUCUCCAUCGACUAGCUUACUUCCAUCUGCCAAAUGCAUUGUUGUUAUUCCAUUAAAGUCAAAUUUAACAAACACUGGCGAGAUCCUUCCUGCUCCUGCCACCGUCCAAGCCCUGCAGGACAGUUCGCCCUUCACUCCACUAGAGUGUGCAUGUGGACCCCGCUUCGUCCACGGGAGUGUAUCAUGUCAAAAGAGGAAUGUUAAUACAAUGAGGGUCUGUGUAUUGUAGUUCCGCUAUUGCCUCGGUGCACAACACGGACAAACGAUUGUCAAUGGACUAUGUGAGACAGAUCUCAAUCGGUUUAUGCAACGGCUUCCUGCGCUUCGGCUGCGUGAUUUCAUUUUUUAUUUAUUUUUUUUUUCACUUGCAAUUUGCUAUCAGAGCCUUCUCAUCCGGAUAGAAAGAGAAAGACUGAGAGAAAGGACUAAUUUCCAAACAAAAAUACCGUGAGUCUUGAAGUUUAGUGGGAUUUAUGUGUUUGUAGGUUCUCCUGUCGUGGCGACCAGUCGCUCACUUUGAAUUUUAGUUGGCAGUCUUACUCUCUAUUUUUGACUAUUUGAUUGAGUGUGGCGCGUUUUAGAUAAAAUAAGUUGACAGCGUGCCAGGGAUGUCGAUGAAACUGAAGUUGUGCGUGCCAUGGAUUUGAAUUAUCCAAGGGGGUUCAUAUUGAAUGUAAUUUAGCUAUCUGUGAGCAGAGGUCGAAUCGUUAAGCAAGAGCGGAUUCAUUCCAGCUGUGAAUCCACGAAUCUUUCAGGUCGACGAGCUCAUUGUGCAGCAUAUCUUUCAGCAGAUAUCAGAGGCUAAGUAGUGUCCCUCUCAAGUGACUUUGUGCGUGCAGUGCAGUCUUUUUCUCUCCACAUGGGAUCAUAGCUGCGUCCACACGUCUUGCUCUCUUCCAUGUCCAUACUGUGGUCCAUUUUAAGCUCAGUGGACCCCAGUCUCGAUAAACUUGUCGGGGACUUGCGGGCAUGGGAGAAGCGACCCCUGCUCAGUCUGCAGCAGGGGUAUUCGUACCCAUGUUGGGAGUCGGUUUAGGAACUAUGCCCGGUGGAGUCGUCAACGGGCCGGUGGUGGCAACCUCCAGAGGCUCCGCGGUGCCCCAGCUGCACAACGCCAUAGUGGAGCGCUUGCGCGCCCGGAUUGAACUGUGCAGGAGGCACCACUCCACCUGUGAGAACCGCUACCAGAGGGGUCAGGCCGAGAGCUCGGACCGGGAACACGAGAAUACGCUUCAUCUGCUCAACAUAGUCCACCAAGGGCCCGGGAACCGAAAGACAAAGGGCAACCGGGGAUCGAACCAGCAACCUCCAGAGUACAGCAGGGCCAACGGAGAGCAGAAGGGCUCAGAGGGCGAGCAGAAGAUUUCCACGCGCAUAGCGCUUCAAGGAUCUUUACGAAGGAAGAUCGAGGGACAUGCACCCGGACACGUACCAAAGCAGAAUGGGCUCUCCUGUGGAUUCCCUGGAUCAGACUUUAAGCGGGUCCGUGUGGACACUGGUGGUCUGGGCCACGGGCCCUGCAACCAUAACCUCACCCAGUCUCAUUCUCUGCAAGGGCCCUCAACCAUGGACAUGCAGAGGAAGAAUUACAUGCUGCCACACGGAGUGGGGUCCGACAUUUUCAACAUGACCCUAAAAGAAAUGAAAAAAGAGCCCUCUGAGGUCCAGUCCUGUGGCCAGCCAAGCACAGAGAUGAUCUUUGACUACAAAGAUGAAGGUGGUGGUCAGAUUGACCCAGAGCUGCAGGAUCUUUUUGAUGAGCUGACAAAGACAGUUCCAACACUGAAUGACCUGGAGUUUGAGAAGAUGCUGAAGCAGGAUGAUACAUUUGGUUUGGAUCUGGGGAGGCCAAGCUCAGCAGGAGCUGCUGCCAGCCUGUGUUCCCCAAUGGAGAGGCCGAUUAAGAUGGAGCAAUCCCCAGAUUUUGGCCAGGUUCAUGGUGGCUCACCUCAGCUUCGACCAGCAUCAGCAGGACCUUCUUUCACACUGACCAGCACCUCUUCUACCACCACGUCGCAGAAAGCUAACACCCAGGCAGGGCAGCCCAGAGCCAUGCCCUGCUGGCCAGAAAUAUCUCACGCAGAGCAGCUGAAGCAGAUGGCAGCAAACCAGCAGCAGCCGGGCUCUCUGCUCCAUCACCACCAUCCAACACCACCUGCAGGAUUGACCAGCUGGGCUCCUGUCAUGAGUACCCACUCCUCCACCAGCGCCUUCCCCCAGGACAAAGUCUCCAGUCCUGCCCCGCUUAGCCAGCAACGGAUCGGCUCUCAGAGUAAAGGUAUCCACAACUGCCUCUUCAAGUCAAAUGGUCAGAAUGGCUCCAGCCAUUUGGACAUGAAGGUUCUCAGCACCAAGCCAACACUGCACUUCAGCCCCAAAGCACCUCAUUCUGCCAGUCAGCCGAUGCCUAUCAUGGCAAGCUCAGUGAACAAGACUUCAGCCCAGCAGCAGCAACAGUCACCAUCCACCGGCCAGAAUCAACCACAGUCAGCUCUCCACUUCCAGAACCAACAAAUCUCCACGUCGGGGUCUCUCUGUCUGCAACCCAAGUGUGUUCCCGCAGGGCUGCCAUUUAAACUGUCACAACAGCGGCAGGGUGUUCAUACUGGUCCAAGGAUGCCCACCAAUGGAAGCUUAGGGGUCAUGUCAGCUCAGUCGCAACCACGGCCCUCAGCACCCAACAACCAGCAGAAAGGCCAAGCCAAAACUCAAGCCAUGCAGAGACAGCUCAAUCAACAACAGCACACCAUUAACAAUUCAGAUAAAGACAAUGCACAUGAUCAGUUCAGCCGUCAUCUCACAAGGCCACCACCUGAUUACAAGCAGUCGAGAAGCGUGGUGGGAGUUCAGCAAGGAAACAUCUUCACAGAUCAGACCCCCUCCCAGUGUUCCAGCAAUGGCCCUGACAGUGACUUACAGUCCAUGUCUUGUCACCUCCCGAGUAGACCUGGUUCAAAGAUGAGUCCUUCGCCUUCAGACCGCAGAUUUGGUAUCGGAACUGACUGUCAUCAGAGUCCUUGUAUCAGCCAGUUCCAGCAGCAUAACAAUCACAAUCGAAUUGGACUCAAUCAAAGUAAGGCUAGGUUCCUGGGGCCAAACCCGCAUGGGAAUUCAUUUGGUAUGAAUAAUGUAGCAGGUGUACAACACCCAAGAACGGCGCCUGACCUGCAUUCCUCGGGGGUACCAGGACAGGGCCUCGGAGGCCUGAUGAGAAACGCCAGCAUGGGCUGGAGCUCGGCCAACAAGCAAGUGACAACUGGACUCAGUGUUAGGCGGCUACCCAACCCAUUACAGUCUCAGGGUGCACAGCUGGACAUGCCAAACCACUUGUACCAACAAAGACACAUUGGUCCUCCCAACCAGGUAGCACCUGACAUCGGGAUGCUCCCUUCGAUAAGAGAUGCGGGCCCAAGACCAAGCCAGCCAAUGAUGGGAUCUCCAUCAGCAGUGGGCAACCUGAAUCAGGCCUCUCCUGAACAGAGGGUACCAGCAGGCAACUUUGCAGAGCCCAGUCCUAGCACGAGCAGCUACCACAAUAACCGGGCCAACCGUCUGACCUUUGACUUCCUGCCCGAGGGAGACAACACAGUUCCAGGGAUCAACACAGACUCAGACUUCAUAGACUCUCUGCUCAAGUCUGGCUCUGGGAACGAUGAUUGGAUGAAAGAUAUAAAUUUGGAUGAGAUUCUGGGCAGUCACUCAUGAAUUUGGGUCUCUGAUAGCUAAAACCUGACCCACAGCUCAAAUUACAGAGGUUAUGGAUGUAAGAUGAGAUUGGUGACAUUUUUUAAAUAAUGUUAAAAUGGAAUUUUGUAAACUCAUAUUAUUUGUUAUCUAAGUAUACUGAAAUGUUUUGUAUUGUAGUUACUGUGAAAGGAAUUUGUGUUCUGUCCUUAGUACUCAGCAUAUUUUAUUCCUGGUAUAUUGGCCAAGAAACUGCUUUUCUUUGCAGUCCCUGUUUUUGUGGUCUCUUUGUCAUAACACUCAUGCUGUAGUGCUGUCAUAUAGGAUACAAUACCAAAUUCACACUGUGAAAAGAAAACAUCGCUGUGUUGCUUUCAUCUUGGUUUUCCAAGUUAAGUUUCUAAAUCUUGCAUCCACUAUUUUGCAUGAUGUGGUAUUUACCUUAACAAGUUCUGCUGCCAUACACACACAGAAUCUUGCCACAACAGAUGUUUUCUUACCUAUUGUUCAAGCUUUUUCAUCUGUGGUAGUUUUCGAUGCAGUUUAAGAUAAUGUAACCUUUAGUUUUUUUUCAUGUUAUAUUUAAUAAUUAUUGGGAUAGUAAGGAUACAUUAUAAUACAUGUAAUAAAUAAAACUUAUUUGAAUAAAUGAA
This is a messenger RNA of Scatophagus argus, 4394 nucleotides long. Its product is annotated as mastermind-like protein 2. Gene Ontology annotation, biological process: positive regulation of transcription of Notch receptor target; Notch signaling pathway. Gene Ontology annotation, molecular function: transcription coactivator activity. Lineage: Eukaryota; Metazoa; Chordata; Actinopteri; Scatophagidae. The transcript is spliced from 6 exons. Gene Ontology annotation, cellular component: nuclear speck; nucleoplasm. Bases 1027 to 3762 code for a protein of 911 amino acids. The record is from RefSeq and is a predicted model, not a curated record.